AUGGCUGUCAUCGUGACGGUAGAAGCAACCUUGAAGGCAGAUUCCUACCUCGCCAGCAAAACCGCCACUCUCUGGGACGAAAAAUACAAAGAUGCAACCUUCACAGGCACCCGCUUACCCCUCAUCGCCAAAGCCGUCGUCCAAUCCCUCUCCCGCUCUAUUGCCGACAAGACAGCCAACAAAGUCCUCCCCAUCGCCGAUGCUGCUGUGACUCCCUCAACGUUACUCGCUGCCCUUGAAAAGGAGAUUGGUUCAACAUGGACGGGCAAGAAUGUUGACUUCGAUGAGCUGACGAAGAAAGGGUUUGAAAAUGUUGCAAAGGGGGAUUUUAGCCUGGUGGGUGUGCUGAUUGUGGGGAACCUUUUGGAUGUCCAAUCUGAGAAUUAUUUUGAGGCGAGGGGAUUUUGGAGAAUGUGUUAUUGUGGAUUGAAGGGAUUGGGUUGCAGAAGGUUGUUGAUGAGGUUGUUUCGGAGUUUAAUGCUGUGGAAUAGGGGGUGA
Paracoccidioides lutzii Pb01 is the source of this 498-nucleotide messenger RNA. RefSeq lists its product as hypothetical. The record is from RefSeq and is a predicted model, not a curated record. The coding region runs from base 1 to 498 and encodes 165 amino acids. The transcript is spliced from 2 exons.